AUGUCUUUCCGUGGACGUGGCAAUGCCACCGGUGCGAACCGGGGCGGCUUCAGCAGCCGUGGUGGCCGCGGAGGCUACCAGCAGUCUUUCGGACCCCCCGCGCAAGUUUUCGAGAUGGGAACUGUCAUGCACGCUUGCGAGGGCGAGAUGGUCUGCGAGUCGAUCAACCCCAAGAUCCCCUACUUCAACGCCCCGAUUUACCUGGAGAACAAGACUCCUAUCGGUAAGGUCGACGAGGUCCUCGGUCCCAUCAACCAGGUGUACUUCACCGUGAAGCCCCAGGAGGGUAUUGUCGCUACUUCCUUCAAGACUGGUGACAAGGUCUUCAUCGGCGGCGACAAGCUGCUUCCUCUCGAGAAAUUCCUCCCCAAGCCUAAGGCCCCUGAGGGUGCUAAGCCCAAGCGCGCUGGUGGUGCCCGUGGUGGCCGCGGUGGUGCUCCCCGUGGCCGUGGCGGUUUCGGUGGACGUGGUGGUGGUGGCUUCGGUGGCCGUGGUGGUGCUCCUCGCGGUCGUGGUGGCUUCGGCGGUCGUGGCGGCUCCGGUGGUUUCUCUCGCGGUGGUGGCGGCGGCUUCUCUCGCGGUGGCGGAGGUGGCUUCGGUGGCCGCGGUGGCCGUGGUGGUGGCUUCCGUGGUCGUGGGUGA
Messenger RNA from Penicillium maclennaniae, 642 nucleotides. Its product is annotated as H/ACA ribonucleoprotein complex subunit GAR1/NAF1. Gene Ontology annotation, biological process: snoRNA guided rRNA pseudouridine synthesis; ribosome biogenesis. Bases 1 to 642 code for a protein of 213 amino acids. Lineage: Eukaryota; Fungi; Ascomycota; Eurotiomycetes; Eurotiales; Aspergillaceae. Gene Ontology annotation, molecular function: box H/ACA snoRNA binding. The transcript is spliced from 5 exons. The record is from RefSeq and is a predicted model, not a curated record. Gene Ontology annotation, cellular component: box H/ACA snoRNP complex.